CUCUUCUAGGAGGGUAGUUCGGUCAAAUUUUCCGUGGCCGCUAAAAAGGGCUAUCUCAAUUUUUUCCUUCUUCUCCUCUGCGUUGCAAGAUUCUUGGAAACCCCCAAAUUCUUGUAUUUGAUUAGAAAAGGUAACUGGUUAUCCUUUCAGUGAUUGUUUUUAUCUGUAUCAACCCCUUGGCAGUAUUUUUCAUUUUUCAGUUAAGGCUCCAGCUAUCAUAUUUGGGUUGGUUUUUUAAUAAUAAAAAACUGAUAAAUUCCGGUUCAAUACUCUUUGUUUCCCUACUGAGCAAGUUGCAACUCUUGGCCAAAAUGGUAACUGAGUUAAUCAAUGCGAACCCUAUCAUAUAUGAAAAGAAAGAGCGUCGAGCUCCAUCUGCUCCAUCUGCUCCCCAUGAUGAGUAUGCUGUCGAACCAAUCCACCAACAAGAGGUUUUUGAUCAUAUAAGAGAUAUAAAGGACCCUGAGCAUCCAUAUUCCUUGGAAGAGCUUAAGGUGAUUACUGAGGAAGCAGUUGAAGUUGAUGAUCAGCGUAAUUAUGUGAGGGUUACAUUUACUCCAACAGUGGAACAUUGCAGUAUGGCAACGGUUAUAGGUCUAUGCUUACGUGUCAAGCUCAUGAGAAGCUUGCCUUCACGAUACAAGGUGGAUAUCAGAGUGGCACCUGGAUCUCAUGCAACUGAAGCUGCAGUUAACAAACAAUUAAAUGAUAAAGAACGGGUGGCAGCUGCACUGGAAAACCCAAACCUUCUGAAUAUGGUUGAUGAUUGCCUUGCUCCAUCUUAUGAUUGAAGGAACUUUUUUCCUCCUCCAAUUCUCCAAAUGCAAUGAACUCUGUAGGUGCUUUUAUGCCUGUCGUAGAAGUUGGUCAGCUUUAUCUGUGUUUAUGAUAUUUUUGGUUGCUGGCAUAUUGGUCAUGCAAUUCGUUGAAUAGGAAUACAUAGUUGGAAAUGUGAUAGUUGAGAAGGUUCCGAGGUUAUUUGAUCAUUAGCUCCAGAAAAGAAAAAGGAAAUUCUUUCCAUGUUUUGAAAUUCUCAGCUCAUGCUUCAUAGAUUGAACAAUUUAUACCAUGUUUGGUUGAGAAGUUGUAAAAGAUGAACAUUUCAUUAGCGAUGGCAACACUUGUUGUCUGGCUUUUUUCAUGGGUGAAGUUAUGUCUCUGGAACUGCAUCUGUCAUGUGGUUAUGCAGAUUUUGUUGAAUCUGCCAGCAGUUCUGUAACAGGGAUUGGGGACCCAUGAGAUAGUCAACAGAUGAUAUGGAGUCUUUUUUAUUCUGUAACCUUUUCGAAUGUGUAUUUCUGAUGCCCAAUUUUAUCAAAUAAUAUUUUACUUUGGCUGACCAA
Molecule: messenger RNA, 1343 nt
Organism: Glycine soja
Lineage: Eukaryota; Viridiplantae; Streptophyta; Magnoliopsida; Fabales; Fabaceae
Product: protein AE7-like
Exons: 7
Coding region: 312-791 (159 amino acids)
Biological process (GO): iron-sulfur cluster assembly
Source: RefSeq, a predicted model, not a curated record